Molecule: messenger RNA, 3800 nt
Organism: Plodia interpunctella (Indianmeal moth)
Lineage: Eukaryota; Metazoa; Arthropoda; Insecta; Lepidoptera; Pyralidae
Gene: Synd
Product: Syndapin
Exons: 13
Coding region: 376-2001 (541 amino acids)
Biological process (GO): regulation of endocytosis; plasma membrane tubulation; cytoskeleton organization
Cellular component (GO): cytoplasm; endosome; plasma membrane
Molecular function (GO): protein binding; phospholipid binding
Source: RefSeq, a predicted model, not a curated record
AUACUGGCAACAUUUUUAGUGAUGGCCGAUAUUUCAGUUGGAAAGGAUGCUGGAAAGCAUUUCUGAAUUUUAGUGUUGAAGUAACCAAUAUUUGCUAAUUCGGUGUUUUACAGUGAAUUUAAUAAAAAUAAAAGAACUGUGUGUAACGUGGUGACUAAAUUGUGUGAACGCGAGAAGAAUUAUUGUUGUGUCCUUACUGUAAUAGGAUUGUGGUCAAUAUAUCUAUUGGAUUACUGUUCUGCUGCUCUGCUUAUUUAAUUGUUGUGGACUAUAGAGUCAUCGACAAGUGCAGUGUCAUCGAUGAGAAGCCGUUAGACCAAGCGUGGCCACGCCGCGGUUGCUAACUUAGGGGCGGUGUGUGAGUGUCGCACCGCUAUGUCUCACCACAGCGACGAGCAGGCGCUGCUCAGCGUCACGUCAGACUCGUUCUGGGAGCCGGGGAACUAUAAGCGGACCACCAGGAGGGUAGACGACGGACACAGACUGUGCAGCGAGCUGCAAGCGCUGGUGCAGGAGAGGGCGGACAUUGAGAAGACAUACGCGAAGAGUCUGAGAGGAUGGGCGAAGAAAUGGAACGAUCUUAUUGAGAAAGGUCCCGAAUACGGCACAAUGGAAGCAGCGUGGAAAGGCGGGAUGGUGGAAGCGGAGAGGCUCUCAGACCUGCACCUCAGCGUGCGGGACAGACUGGUCAACGACGUCAUAGCGCAAAUUAAGAACUGGCAGAAGGACACCUAUCACAAGUCAAUGAUUCAGCUGAAAGAGCGCAAAGAAAUGGAUGAGGCGUUCAAAAAGGCGCAGAAGCCAUGGGCCAAACUCCUACAGAAAGUGGAGAGGACGCGGUUGGAGUACCACACGGCCUGUAAGCAGGAGAGAACAGCGCAGAACCAGGAGAGGAACGCCAGUGGGGACAGUUCGCUGAGUCCUGACCAGCGGGCGGCGUCGGUAAGCGUGAAGAAAAUGGCGGAAAGGGUCUCCAAAUGCCGCGAGGAAGUCGCGAAGAACCGGGAGAAGUAUCAGGCGGCCCUCGCCGAGAUCACGGCGUACAACCCCCGCUACAUCGAGGACAUGACGGGUGUGUUCGAGCGGUGCCAGCAGAUGGAGGCGCAGCGGCUGACCUUCUUCAAGGACGUGCUGUUCAGCUUCCACAAGUGUCUCAACAUCAGUCAGGAGCCACAAUUACCACAGAUAUAUGAGGAGUUCCACCACACGAUCAACAACGCUGACCAUCAGAAGGACCUUAAGUGGUGGGCGAACAACCACGGGAUCAAUAUGGCGAUGGCGUGGCCCCAGUUCGAGGAGUACACGGAGGAGUUCCGGGACAUCGCCAAGGGCAAGUCCAAGGAGAGCCUGCCCACCGGCCCCAUCACCUUGCUCAACCAGCGGCCCGUCAGCGAAGACGAGCUGCCACCAAUAACGAACAACAAGUCCAGCGGCAAGGCCGCCAACCACACGGAUGCGCCCGCGCCGACGACUGUAGUCAACAACACGAACAAUUCCACUGCUAACAAUACCAUUGACAAGAAGACCAUUAGUGCGCCCAUUGCUGUCACCAUCAACCACCUGGAGAUCUACAACUGCGUGCCAUCCAACUACCGUCCAUGUCCAUCCUACCUCCGCAUGACGCUGAGACCGGAGUCCAGUAGGAGUUGUUACACCAUCACUGAUAUGACCGAGUUCGCCUUGGAAAACGGCACGGCAUCAGCGCCGAAAUCGAACAAGAGUUCCCCCGCGAAGGAGUCCGCGAAAGGGGCUGAAAAUCCAUUCGAAGAGGACGAGUGGGACGAGGAGUCCGCCGGAGCCCUAACUGACACCGGCGAGCCUGGGGUGCCUGUGCGGGCGCUGUAUGAUUAUACGGGGGCAGAGAGCGAUGAACUGAGCUUUAGACAAGGUGAUUUAUUCGAAAAGCUGGAAGAUGAAGACGAGCAGGGCUGGUGUAAGGGACGGAAAGACGGGCGCGUCGGCCUCUACCCCGCCAACUACGUUGAGCCGGUCGGACAUUAACGCUACGACAUCGUAACGACAUCGCGACGACAUCGCAGCGACAUCGCGACGCAGUACACCUGACGCGCACACCGAUUUUCGUUUCACGAUUCCACAACUUUUUUUUGUAUGUUCAUUUAAUCCCAUUGGUAUACGAAGAUUGCCUUUUGUAAUCUUUGUCAUAACCAAAAACCAAGCGAGUCGAGUCGAGACGUUUCGUUUUGUUGAAAAAUCAAAAUCAUGCCAUAUAUUUUUUUAUGAAAAUUAUGAGUUUUCUUCCUGUUGUGGUCGGUUUACUGGUGAAUGAAAAUUUCGUUUUAUGUGUGCCAGUCGCGAUAUUUGAAUGAAUGAUUUAUUAAGUACAUCGAUAACCCCAAAUUUAGAUGUCGCAGAAACAAAUGUCUUAUGAUCUUUUUGUCUCCGUGUGAAAGUCCAUCGAAAAAAAUUCAAGUCUUUUUGACGUUUUUAAUUGUCGACAUCGCAUUUUGCAAAAUUUUGGACCCAAAUUUUUGUACAUUUCUAAAGAGAUUUUUUGAUUGGAUAUUCUAGACAACAUAUGAGUGAGGCGGAAUUAAGUUCAGGCUAUUUUUGGAUGAAAUUGUAGGUACAAUGUGAAAACCAAAAAUGUUAAUUUGUAUUAGUGACUUUUUACAAUGUGGUUUUACAUUUAUAUCGAUUUUUUUCACCGUCGUGUUGCAAACGUUUCUUUCUACAUCAGUGUUUGAAAUUUGAAAAAAAAUGUAAUGAUAUUUGACGUUGGCAACACGAUGGUAUACUUAUUCCGACCAUAGAUAAUACCUGCAAGGUUAAACGGUUUCUGUUUUCUAUAUUGCCGUCUCUUUUAUUCAAGUAAUGAAGUAGAACUUCGGUUUAUUGGUCUUGGAAAAAAAUUAAGGCAAAAACUAGCCGAUUGUCUAUUUCUCAGGCCUAAAUGGGUAUUAUCUAAAGUCUCAUACAUGUCAGUAGUAGACGACGCGCGAAAUCUAUUGGGGGGGUAACCUAGCUAAGCCAAAAAGUGUACGCCAAUAUAUAGUAUAGGCAACCAAACUAGUGGCAAUGGGAUUUGUGAUAUAUAUGUGGCUGGUUGUCACUGCAAGUAGGAGUGGUUAUGUACAUAUACACGAUUGUAUGUUUUCGUCGUAUAGGAUAUUUAUUUCCCAUUGUAUAUAAUGUAUCAUGUUAUAACGCAUAUAACGGGGCCGGGCGCUUGCUUCGAUCUGAUGUCGGGCCUAAUUUUUUUAACGCCCAUUUUAAGUCACCUGUAUUAGCGUAGAUUUUUUGUAGAGGUGCUACACCUACACUUGUGCCAGAUUAGUUCAGUGUUGGGCUUCGACCAAAGAAGCCAAAUGUUGUAUAUAAAAAUUGUAAGUCAUCGAAAAUCACAUGUCAAGGCCAUUGCUCGCGCUUUUUUGCAUUUUCAAAAACUAUUUUCAAGGCCUGGAUAUUAUAACCAAAAAUUGAAAAAAAAGAAGCGCGCGAUGGCUACAUUCCGUUGUACGUUAAGCGCCCCUUCGUUGUUAGGUUAGAAUAAUAAUUAUUAUAUGUCCCGAUAAUGUUUACCUUAUUUUUCAUUUUUUACCUCGUUCUGAUAUUGUUGUACAUGUAAUUUAGUCGGGAAGUCAUUAGUCGAGGUUGCAUUUUACCACUUGACUUGUGAAACGGACUGGAAUUCACUUUAGUCGUAUUUCUUGUUUUUCUUUGUUAUGGGUUAAGACCUUGUGCAAAUUCUUUGUAUUAUAUUAUUAUCAGAGAGAAGGUGGCAUCGGACCACAUAUGUUAAUAUAUUAUUAAUAUUGGUAAAAUAAAAUUGUUACAUAUGA